UCAUUAAAGAAUAUAGAAGAACUCCGAAUCAUUCAUGAAUACUCUAAAACCACAAAAGGAAUAACAAUAUGUUUCGUUAUCAUUUUUGUACCACUACAAUUGAUAUUCUUCUUGAGUGUAUUUGGUAACGAUAUCCUAGAUAUUUUGAUUCCUCUAAAUCACACUCGCUCGCGAACAGUUCCAAUCGUAAUUGACUAUUUCGUCGAUCAACAAAAAUUUUUCUAUGUUUUUGGUAUGCAUUUGAACCUUAUUAUCAAUUUCGGAGGAUUAGGAAUUAUAGCUACUGAAACAUUAUCUAUGGCUAUAAUGCAACAUCUUUGUGGAUUGUUAAAGAUUAUUAGCUUCCGUAUAAGUCAUACAUUUGUUGCAAACAUACCAAGAGUAUCUUUUACAGAAAGAAAUACAAUAAUUCGAAAAAAAGUGAUGUCAAUCGUGUAUUUACACGUAAAAAUCAAAAAUUACAUCAACUGGAUUCAAGAAAAGAUAAUAAUAUUCUAUAACUUUUUAAUGUUAUUUGGUUUGAUUGAAUUUAGUAUUUCCAUGUAUGAACUUACCAAAUCAAUAAUAUCCAAUGAUACAAAUGAAUUAAUUUCAUCUCUAUUCUUCGUAAUUUGCAUUACUAUUUAUGGAUUUAUUCCCAAUCAUUUUGCGCAAAAGAUAAUCAAUCACAGUUCUAAUAUUUUUAUAGAUGCAUACAACACAGAAUGGUACAAGCUCCCAGUAAUAGAACAAAAAUUAUUACUGUUCAUCAUGCAGAACAAUUUGAAAAAUCUUAAUUUCGUGUUAUUGGGUUCCAUGAUUGCAUCUUAUAAUGUAUACGUAACGAUACUACGUACGGCAUUUUCGUAUUUUAUGGUCAUUUAUUCUAUUGAUUUUAAAACUGAUGAAUAA
Apis dorsata (giant honeybee) is the source of this 891-nucleotide messenger RNA. RefSeq names its product odorant receptor 4-like. Gene Ontology annotation, molecular function: olfactory receptor activity; odorant binding. NCBI's taxonomy places the organism in Eukaryota, Metazoa, Arthropoda, Insecta, Hymenoptera, Apidae. The annotation marks the transcript as partial. The transcript is spliced from 7 exons. Gene Ontology annotation, biological process: detection of chemical stimulus involved in sensory perception of smell; sensory perception of smell. Gene Ontology annotation, cellular component: plasma membrane. The record is from RefSeq and is a predicted model, not a curated record.